This is a messenger RNA of Malus domestica (apple), 1434 nucleotides long. Its product is annotated as probable pectinesterase 68. Gene Ontology annotation, molecular function: pectinesterase activity. The record is from RefSeq and is a predicted model, not a curated record. Gene Ontology annotation, biological process: pectin catabolic process; cell wall modification. NCBI's taxonomy places the organism in Eukaryota, Viridiplantae, Streptophyta, Magnoliopsida, Rosales, Rosaceae.
AUGAUCUAAUAACUCAGAGAGCACUCUUCCCACCAUAUUCUCUCUCUCUCUCUCUCUCUCUCUCUCAAUAUUUUUUACUACAAUAAUUUUUUAUUCAAUUCAAUGGCUUCGCAUUCUCUUGUGUUAUCAUUCAUUUGUUUCUACUUGGUGUGCAACAUACUUACUUUGUUAAUGUUGUUUCAUGCAGUGCCAAUUGUGACGGCAGCGAGAAGCUCUCACGUACUAGUCCGCAGCAGUCUGAUGACCUCGUCACCAACCCCUGCGACCGAUAGCAGCAGUUCCAAGCCCCACCACAAGUGGGUUGGACCCAGCGGCCACCGCCUGAUCAUGGUCGACGUGAACGGCUCCGGGGACUUCCAGUCUGUCCAGUCCGCCGUCAAUGCAGUCCCGGUGAACAACACGGUCAAUAUUGUCAUCCUAAUCAAGCCCGGAUGUUACAUAGAGAAAGUGGUAGUGCCGGCGACGAAGCCGUACAUCACGUUUCAAGGAGCCGGGAAAGAUGCGACGGUGAUCGAAUGGCAUGACCGUGCCAGUGACCCUGGACCCAACGGCCAGCAGCUCAGAACUUACCGAACGGCUUCUGUUACUGUUUUUGCUAACUAUUUCUCUGCCAGAAAUAUUAGCUUCAAGAAUACUGCACCAGCACCGAUGCCGGGGAUGCAAGGAUGGCAAGCGGUGGCAUUUCGGAUAUCCGGCGACAAGGCGUACUUCUCAGGCUGUGGCUUCUAUGGUGCCCAAGACACACUCUGUGACGACGUAGGACGCCAUUACUUCAAGGAGUGUUACAUUGAGGGUUCCAUAGACUUCAUUUUUGGGAAUGGUCGGUCCAUGUACAAAGACUGUGAGCUGCACUCGAUAGCAACCAAGUUCGGGUCCAUUGCAGCCCACUACAGGAACUCGCCGGAUGAUAAGUCAGGGUUCGCUUUCCUGAACUGCCGGGUUACCGGUACGGGUCCGUUGUACGUGGGUCGGGCCAUGGGGAAGUACUCCCGGAUCGUAUACUCCUACACCUACUUUGAUGACGUGGUUGCACACGGUGCCUGGGAUGACUGGAACAACACAAUCACAAGUACUGCUACAAAUGGGAGUGUGUAUCUGGGAGUGUACAAGUGCUGGGGGCCAGGAGCAGAAGCCCUGCGAGGGGUGCCAUGUGCCCCGGAGCUUGAGUACGACUUGGCUCAUCCAUUCCUCGCAAAGAGCUUCGUCAAUGGCAGGCACUGGAUCGCACCCGAUGAUGCCUAAGCUUUUACUUUUGCUUUCUAUAUCUUCUGCCAUUCUUUAAUUUAUUCAUUCAUUCAUUCAAUUCUUGUAAUAAUAUUGUUUGCACUCCACGUCUCCAAGGCUUUUGUAUUAAGAUUUCUUGGAUGUAUUUAAUUCAAUUGUAUUUAUUCAUUUCAUCUAUCUAAGUCUCUCAGCCCUUUCUUAUUUGGAAAA